UUUCGAUACAGAAGGAAUUCCCCGUCUCUCCACACUGAAUUUUUUGCUUAUUGAUCGGAUAUACUUGCAUCAAGUGAUGUUGUAAAGAGGAAAAUAUGUUAGGCUGUCCAAAUUACCAGUUGCUUUCACUUGUUUUGAUCUUACUGUUAACAACGGUUGAUCCAAGUUCACAAGAAAGCCGUGUGAAAUCUGCUGUCUUUCUAUCACCAGCGUUUGUGCUGGAACCUGGAUCUGUCUCUAACAAGUUUUACUACAACAUUAGCUUCCCAAAAGGCCAUAUUGCUAUAAAAAAUUUCUAUGCUGAAGUAGUUGAUGAGGGAGGGAAUCCUGUACCCCUUUAUGAGACAUAUCUUCACCACUGGAUUGUUGUAAGAUAUUAUCAUCGAAAAGGUGUGGAAGUAACAAAGUUCCAUGAUGAUUUGGGGUUCCACCAAUCAGAUUUUAUUGUCAAGAGAAACUCAGGGAUAUGUGAUAGAGGCCUUCCUCAAUAUUUUGGCCUUGGGUCAGAGACGCGAAAAACAAUCACCUAUGUUCCAGACCCUUAUGGAAUAGAAAUCGGUAAUCCAGUCGAAGUACCUCCUGGAUACGAGGAGAAAUGGUUGCUCAAUAUACAUGCAAUUGAUACACGAGGUGCGGAAGAUAGAUUGGGAUGUACUGAAUGCAGGUGUGAUCUUUAUAAUGUUACCAAGGACGAGCAUGACCGAGUUAUAGAGCCAGAUUACAUUGGAGGGUUGAGAUGUUGUUACGAUGAAACAAGAUGCAGGGUGAAAGACGGAUUCCAAGGAUCAAAGAGAAGCCUGUACCUGAAGUACACAGUGAAGUAUAUUGAUUGGGAUCCCUCCAUCGUGCCUGUAAAAAUUUAUAUACUUGAUAUAACUGAUACAUGGAAAAAGCCAGAAAAAUCGACUGCCGCUGUGGCAAGACAUCACUGCCAGAUUGAAUAUUUAGUGGAGUCAUGUUCAUCAGCUGUUGCAAAUGUCGACUGCACUCAUACAAAGAAGAUAAUUGUAACUUUUCCUAGCGGCGGAGAUGUUAUCUAUGGAGUUGCUCAUCAACAUACAGGAGGGACUGGUAUGGCACUCCAUGGAGAGGAUGGACGUGUCAUAUGCUCAUCUCUUCCAAUCUAUGGGGAAGGAAAGGAACCAGGAAAUGAAGCUGGUUACAUUGUCGGGAUGUCUACUUGUUAUCCUAGACCUGGCUCUAUCAAGAUCUCGGAAGGGGAGACUGUAACUUUACUAUCAAACUAUAGCAAUGCCCAAAGGCAUACAGGAGUGAUGGGGUUGUUCUAUCUCUUAGUUGCUGAACCAUCACCGAAGCCUAAUUCUAUCCUACAUUCCACAGAUGAAACAGGUGAGAUUGUAAUAUUGCAGAAUGCUAUUGGAGCCUUGGCAGCAGUGUUUGGAAUUGCACUACUUGUUGGUGCUGCUGUUAUUUAUCAACGUCGGAAUCAAAGGGAUCAGGAAGGCUAUGAGUCUAUACUGAUGUGAGGUUCUUUUCCUUCUGGUGACUCUGGUCCCUAGUGUAGUACACAAAAUGCAAGUUAUGAUCUCCCUUCUAUUCGUGGACUAGUUCCUCGACACAUGUGUUGCACUUGUAUGUCAAGUCAUGAAUUAUACGGUUUUGUAAAAUAAUAUUGAUAUUAUUAAAAUAAAA
Solanum verrucosum is the source of this 1653-nucleotide messenger RNA. RefSeq lists its product as uncharacterized. The coding region runs from base 96 to 1487 and encodes 463 amino acids. The record is from RefSeq and is a predicted model, not a curated record. Lineage: Eukaryota; Viridiplantae; Streptophyta; Magnoliopsida; Solanales; Solanaceae. The transcript has 5 exons.